Saprolegnia parasitica CBS 223.65 is the source of this 336-nucleotide messenger RNA. RefSeq lists its product as hypothetical. The transcript has 3 exons. The record is from RefSeq and is a predicted model, not a curated record. NCBI's taxonomy places the organism in Eukaryota, Oomycota, Saprolegniomycetes, Saprolegniales, Saprolegniaceae. The coding region runs from base 1 to 336 and encodes 111 amino acids.
AUGGUUACCCGGGCCGCUGACUACCUCAGAGCCCUCAAGCCGGUCAAGUGGACCGUACACGGGAACUUGAGCACCGCCGCCCAUCCGGACAAGCGCAGCCUUUUCGGUGUGCGCUCGUCAAAUUUCGUGGAGUCCGACAAUGCGAAAAACAUCCACAAUGGCGUCUGGUUCAACCUCCCAUUUGCUGCCCUCUUUAUCAUCAUGGAGGACACCAUGACAACGGUCUCGAAGCGCGUCUCCGAGGUCGAGGAUAUGGACCAGACACGCAAACUGACGCCGUAUGCCGCCAAGGACGGCCUGUAUUACGUCAGCUGCAUAUGCCGUGCCGUCAUUUGA